Psammomys obesus (fat sand rat) is the source of this 3446-nucleotide messenger RNA. It is a transcript of the gene Mef2a, whose product is annotated as myocyte enhancer factor 2A. Lineage: Eukaryota; Metazoa; Chordata; Mammalia; Rodentia; Muridae. Gene Ontology annotation, molecular function: RNA polymerase II cis-regulatory region sequence-specific DNA binding; protein dimerization activity; DNA-binding transcription factor activity, RNA polymerase II-specific. The transcript is spliced from 12 exons. The record is from RefSeq and is a predicted model, not a curated record. Bases 924 to 2549 code for a protein of 541 amino acids. Gene Ontology annotation, biological process: heart development; cell differentiation; positive regulation of transcription by RNA polymerase II.
UCCGGGGCACGGCAACGGGGCGUCUGGGCCGCUCUGCUGCGACCGGACCCGGCUGUGGUCGCGGAGCCAACGCGGGGACCGUGGGUCACGCGCCGCGUCACCCGAGCCCUGGGCCCCGGCUCGUCCAGGAGGCGGCGGCGGGGGCGCGACGCCGCCAGCCUGCCACGCCCAGGGAGGCGCCCGGGCCCUCAUCAAGUGACCAGCAUCCCUUCCAGGAGUCCUCGGUCUUUCGGAGGGAAGCGCGCUCCAGCCUGCGGCCCCGGCGCCAAGCCGCCGUCAUCUCCUUCCUGUGCCGGGUGAUCUGUCUCCUCACCCACCCGGAAAAACAUAGUCCGCCCCUCGUGUCCUUGUGGAACGGCGCUAGCCGCGCACUGGGCGCGCCUCUCCUUGCCUGCAGCCUCGUCCUGCCCAGGCCAAACCCUUCGGGACCCACCGAGAGGAGAAACCUGCCCUAGGAGGAGACCCCGGGGUAGAAGAAAGAGAGGAAGCCGAGAGGAAGGGAGAGGCGAGGCCGGCGGAGGGACACCAGGGCGUCCGCGCAGUGCGCACGCGCGCCUCCGAGAACGAGUUCCGGUCUGGCCGAGGCCUGACUCCUAAAAAUAGCCCCGGUGUGGGGAUUCGUGCGCGGAUGUCCCGGCGAGUCCCGGGCUGAAGGAGGCGGCUCCGGGCUGCGCGGAGUGCUGUGGCGGGCCGGGCCGGGGCUGCGGCGUGUGCGCGCCCGCCGGCUGUGGCGGAGACUCGGAAUUGCAUCUUGUAGAAAAAGAACAAAGAAGAAUUUUCUGCAUCAAAUAUUUUUAAGAAAAUUACAGCAGCAGCCUUGGACUAGAAGGUUAAAUAAUAGAACGUGUGUACAAUGCAUUAGGAUAUUAAAGAAAAUUAGUUUUUGAAUUAUUUGGAAUAUAAGGAAGAAAAGGUGACUGAAAAUGGGGCGGAAGAAAAUACAAAUCACACGCAUAAUGGAUGAGAGGAACCGACAGGUCACUUUUACAAAGAGGAAGUUUGGAUUGAUGAAGAAAGCCUAUGAACUCAGUGUGCUCUGUGACUGUGAAAUAGCACUCAUCAUUUUCAACAGCUCUAACAAGCUGUUUCAGUAUGCCAGCACUGACAUGGACAAAGUUCUUCUCAAGUACACAGAGUAUAAUGAGCCUCAUGAAAGCAGAACGAACUCGGAUAUUGUUGAGACUUUAAGAAAGAAAGGCCUUAAUGGUUGUGAGAGCCCUGAUGCUGACGAUUACUUUGAGCACAGUCCACUCUCGGAGGACAGAUUCAGCAAACUAAAUGAAGAUAGUGAUUUUAUUUUCAAACGAGGCCCUGCUCUGAACAAGAAGGAACACAGAGGGUGCGACAGCCCAGACCCUGAUACUUCAUAUGUGCUAACUCCACAUACAGAAGAAAAAUAUAAAAAAAUUAAUGAGGAAUUUGAUAAUAUGAUGCGGAAUCAUAAAAUCGCACCUGGUUUGCCACCUCAGAACUUCUCAAUGUCCGUCACAGUCCCUGUGACCAGCCCUAAUGCUUUGUCAUACACUAACCCAGGGAGUUCACUUGUGUCACCGUCGUUAGCAGCCAGCUCAACAUUAGCAGAUUCAAGCAUGCUGACUCCACCGCCAGCCACGUUACAUAGAAAUGUAUCCCCUGGAGCUCCACAGAGACCACCAAGUACUGGCAGUGCAAGUGGGAUGUUGAGCACUACCGACCUCACGGUGCCAAAUGGAGCUGGAAAUAGUCCAGUGGGGAAUGGAUUCAUAAACUCAAGGGCCUCUCCAAAUUUGAUUGGAAAUACUGGUGCAAAUAGUUUAGGCAAAGUCAUGCCUACAAAGUCUCCCCCUCCACCAGGUGGUGGCAAUCUUGGAAUGAACAGUCGGAAACCAGAUCUACGAGUUGUCAUUCCCCCUUCAAGCAAGGGCAUGAUGCCCCCACUUAAUGCCCAAAGGAUAAGCAGUUCUCAAGCUACUCAGCCUCUUGCCACCCCUGUAGUGUCUGUGACAACUCCAAGCUUGCCUCCGCAGGGACUGGUGUACUCAGCAAUGCCGACAGCCUACAACACUGAUUACUCUCUGACCAGUGCUGACCUGUCGGCCCUGCAAGGCUUCACCUCCCCUGGAAUGCUGUCUCUGGGGCAGGCUUCAGCCUGGCAACAGCACCAUCUAGGACAAGCAGCCCUCAGCUCGCUAGUGGCUGGAGGGCAGUUAUCUCAGGGUUCAAAUUUAUCCAUUAACACCAACCAGAACAUCAACAUUAAGUCAGAGCCAAUUUCACCUCCCCGGGAUAGAAUGACCCCAUCAGGCUUCCAGCAGCAACAGCAGCAGCAGCAGCAACAACAGCAGCAGCAGCAACCACCGCCACAACCUCCACAGCCCCAACCCCGGCAGGAAAUGGGGCGCUCCCCUGUGGACAGUCUAAGUAGCUCUAGCAGCUCCUACGAUGGCAGUGACCGGGAGGAUCCACGGGGUGACUUCCAUUCUCCAAUUGUGCUUGGCCGACCCCCAAAUACUGAGGACAGAGAAAGCCCUUCUGUAAAACGAAUGAGGAUGGACACAUGGGUGACCUAAAGUUUCCUGGUUUAUGUUUGUUCUUUGUGUUACUGCAGUGAACUGCCCUACAUAUCUUAAGUUGGUGAAUAAGGACAUGAGUUCAAUAUAUUUAUAUGUACAUACAUACAUAUAUAUCCCUUUACAUAUAUAUGUAUGUGGGUGUGAGUGUGUGUAUGUGUGGGUGUGUGUUGCAUAAACAAAAUCAGGCACUUACUGCAAAUUCCUUGUAGGUCUGCAGAUGUGUGUCCACACGGCAGACAAAGCACCCUGUAGAAACAGACCAGUCUGGCACUUCCUUGGACUACUUGUUUCGUAAGAUAAACAGUUUUUGCAGAAAAACGUGUACCCAUAUAUAAUUCUUCCACAUUAGCCUGCAGAAACCUAGGGGGCCCCCUAUUUGUUUUAUUUAACUGUGCGGUGACUGUAGUUACUUCAGAAAAAAAAAAAAAUGCUUUGUAGAACAGAGCAGUAGAAAAGCAGGAACCAAGAAAGCAAUACUGUACAUAAAAUGUCAUUUAUAUUAAUAACCCAACCUGGCAUGGGUCUAUUGCAAAGGGGUGCAUGGGAAAGGGCUGUUGAUAUUAAACAAACAAACAGUAAACAAAAAGCCCCACACAUAACUGUUUUGCACGUGCAAAAAAUGUAUUGGGUCAAAGAAGUGAUUUUUAGCUAAUAAAAAGAGAGAAUAGAAAACACGCAUGAAAUAUUCAGAAAUAGCCUAGAAAUAUAGAGCAUUAACAAAAUAAAUUAAUAUAUUAAGUUAUAAUUGGAAUAUGUCAGAAGUUUCUUUUACAUUCAUAUCUUUAAAAAUUAAAGAAACUGAUUUUAGGUCAUGUAUAUUUUAUAUGAAAGAAAACACCCUUAAUGAAUUGAUGACUAUAUAUAAAAUUAUAUCCACUACUUUUGAACACAUUC